Messenger RNA from Lates calcarifer (barramundi perch), 1354 nucleotides. RefSeq names its product SFT2 domain containing 3 (gene sft2d3). The coding region runs from base 145 to 807 and encodes 220 amino acids. Gene Ontology annotation, biological process: vesicle-mediated transport. The transcript has a single exon. NCBI's taxonomy places the organism in Eukaryota, Metazoa, Chordata, Actinopteri, Centropomidae. The record is from RefSeq and is a predicted model, not a curated record. Gene Ontology annotation, cellular component: membrane.
GUUUGAGCACCUGUGAGUAAAGCUGCAGUUUUUCAUCUGUCCUGUGGGGGCAGUGGUGAGGCGCCGCGCUGCCGGAAGUUCACAAGGAAAACAAUCCGCGAAGAAGAAGUGACGCUAACAGUUAGCCAAUUAGCUUGCUCCGUCAUGGCGGACUUGAACCGACAGCUCCAGGAGUACCUGGCUCAGUCCAAAGGCGGUGGAGCGAAGACCAUCUCCCAGUCCAGCUCCAGCACCACGGUGGACAUGGACGACCCGGAGCCGGUACCCGGGAGCUGGUUCGGCCGGUGGUCCAGCCCGUGGUCCGGCCAGAACUCCGGCGGGAACAGUGGCUUCUCCUGGCCGUGGUCGGCCGAGCCGGACCCCUGUCUGCCGGGGAUGAGCCGCAGGCAGCGGCUGGUGGCCUUCGGGGUGUGCGUGUCGUUCUCCGCGCUGUGCUUCGGACUGUCCGCGCUGUACGCCCCGCUGCUGCUGCUCUACGCCCGCAAGUUCGCCCUGCUCUGGUCGCUCGGGUCGUUGUUCGCCAUCGCGGCCGCGGCGGUGCUGCGCGGACCCAGCAGGAUGGUCGCCGGCCUGCCCACCUCCCCCGGAGCCGCCGUGUACCUGUGCGCCCUCGGCGGGACUCUCUACGCGGCGCUGAGCCUCCACAGCACCGUGCUGACCGCGCUGGGCGCCGCCCUGCAGGUCGCCGUCAUCGUCGGGUACGUGGUGUCGCUGCUGCCCGGGGGCAGCGCCGGGAUCCGCUUCAUGGGGGGGAUGGCGGCCUCUGCCAUCAAACGGACCGUCACCGGGAAAACCAUGCCGAUCUGACCGGAGACUGAGCUCCUGACCCGGGGCCCAGAUCAGAGAGGACCAACUAUCAGAACAUUCCUCUGCAGACUGACUCCACACACACACACACACGAACAGGAUCGAUAGACUGAUUAUUGAUUAUCGGCUCCUGCUGAGGUGGAGCUGACCUUUGACCUGCUGCUCACUGAACAAACCAAAUCAAGUUUAUACAGCUGUUUCAGCUACGACCUGAUGAACUGUGUUCAGGUGUUACAGGAAGUGGUUCACCUGUCGCUCUCUGCUGAUUGGACGAGAGUUAACCAAUGACAAGGAGACGCCUUACUGUACAGUUUCUAACCAGCUGUUGAUUUUCACAUGUUCUGUUUGUAAUUAAAAACCAAACUGUUGACUCAUGUUUUCCUGAUAGAACUGAACUGAGACUUGAGGUAACACACCUGUUCCUGCUCUGCGUACCUGAUCAAGUACGAUGAGUCAGCAGCUGUGUGAUCUGAUGCUACAGCUCAGUUCAAACCAGGGUUCAUGAUUCCACCUGUUAUAUUAAUAAAGUUUAAUUUCAGUCAGCUGA